This is a messenger RNA of Carassius auratus (goldfish), 1696 nucleotides long. Its product is annotated as green-sensitive opsin-1-like. The coding region runs from base 335 to 1384 and encodes 349 amino acids. Gene Ontology annotation, molecular function: G protein-coupled receptor activity. Gene Ontology annotation, biological process: visual perception; G protein-coupled receptor signaling pathway; phototransduction. The transcript is spliced from 5 exons. Gene Ontology annotation, cellular component: membrane. The record is from RefSeq and is a predicted model, not a curated record. Lineage: Eukaryota; Metazoa; Chordata; Actinopteri; Cypriniformes; Cyprinidae.
AUUACAGCUCAGUUUAAACUCACUUUGGACUAACAAUCAAAAUCGUGGCCUAAUUUUCUUAACCAAAAAAGUAAAAAGAUCUUUCAAAGAUCCAAAGCUCUACCGGGUAAUUAGCCUGAAACUGAUUAUGUCUGCUCUUAUCAUUCAAAUCCCACACUGCAACACCCUCCCUAUCUUACGCUCCUGGAUUUAUCCCUUAUAAGGAACCUCAGAGGGAUAUAUAAACACUCCUUAUGCAUCCUUGCAAAUAAAGAGCAGGUGAAGGGCUGCCACUCAGCUGUACCACAGCAGCAGAUUGCAUCCUUUAUUUCCUCUGGAUCACUAGUGGGCAAAGAUGAACGGCACUGAGGGAAAAAACUUCUACGUCCCCAUGUCCAACAGGACCGGGCUAGUGAGGAGUCCUUUUGAGUAUCCGCAGUAUUAUCUAGCUGAACCGUGGCAGUUUAAAAUUCUUGCCCUCUACCUUUUCUUCCUCAUGUCCAUGGGUCUACCCAUCAAUGGCCUUACAUUGGUGGUUACAGCUCAACACAAAAAGCUCAGGCAACCUCUCAACUUCAUUUUGGUCAACCUGGCUGUGGCUGGUACAAUCAUGGUUUGUUUCGGAUUCACAGUCACUUUCUACACAGCAAUUAAUGGCUACUUUGUUCUGGGACCAACUGGCUGUGCGGUUGAAGGCUUCAUGGCCACGCUUGGAGGUGAAGUUGCCCUUUGGUCACUUGUGGUGCUGGCCAUCGAAAGAUACAUUGUGGUUUGCAAACCAAUGGGUAGUUUCAAAUUCUCUUCCAGCCAUGCUUUUGCAGGAAUUGCAUUUACAUGGGUAAUGGCAUUGGCGUGUGCAGCUCCCCCUUUGUUUGGAUGGUCCAGAUAUAUCCCUGAGGGAAUGCAGUGCUCAUGUGGACCAGACUACUACACCCUGAAUCCUGACUACAACAAUGAAUCAUAUGUCAUCUACAUGUUCGUUUGCCAUUUUAUAUUGCCAGUCGCUGUAAUCUUCUUCACCUAUGGACGGCUUGUGUGCACUGUCAAAGCGGCUGCAGCUCAACAGCAGGACUCAGCAUCCACCCAGAAAGCUGAAAGGGAAGUGACAAAAAUGGUCAUCCUGAUGGUUUUCGGCUUCCUGAUAGCUUGGACCCCUUAUGCCACUGUUGCUGCCUGGAUAUUCUUUAAUAAGGGAGCAGAUUUCAGUGCAAAGUUCAUGGCUAUACCUGCCUUCUUCUCAAAGAGCUCAGCCUUAUAUAACCCUGUUAUCUAUGUGCUGCUAAACAAACAGUUCCGUAACUGCAUGCUGACCACUAUUUUCUGUGGAAAGAACCCUCUUGGUGAUGAUGAGUCCUCAACUGUGUCCACCAGCAAGACGGAGGUGUCCUCUGUAUCUCCAGCAUAGACUUUUGGACCUCUCACAGAUUAUGUUCUUUUAGUCAUUGACCAAUUUGAGCAUCUGAAAAAAAAAAGACAAAAAAAAAAAAAGACAGCUGGAUUAGUUUUUGAUUGUGUUCACUUUCACCAUUCAUUUGGUGAACGCAGAAGACGUUGAUGUGUGAAAACUUUAAAAGUAUUGGAUGAUCAGUGAACAUUUGAAUUGUGGUUUUAUUUUUAUGCACCAGGAGGCUAGCAUUUGUAUCUUUUGCCUAAAAUGUACAUAUGUAUUUUGUAAAUACUGAAAAAGAAAUACAUAGGAAUAAACACUGGCAUUAAA